Molecule: messenger RNA, 690 nt
Organism: Orycteropus afer afer
Lineage: Eukaryota; Metazoa; Chordata; Mammalia; Tubulidentata; Orycteropodidae
Gene: TM4SF1
Product: transmembrane 4 L six family member 1
Exons: 5
Coding region: 1-690 (229 amino acids)
Cellular component (GO): membrane
Source: RefSeq, a predicted model, not a curated record
AUGUGCUACGGCAGAUGCGCGCGCUGCAUUGGACAUUCUCUGUGGGGGCUCGCUGUCCUCUGCAUUGUAGCUAAUAUUUUGCUUUACUUUCCCAAUGGGGAAACGAAGUAUGCUUCUGAAAACCACCUCAGCCGCUACGUGUGGUUCUUUUCUGGGAUCAUAGGAGGGGGAAUUCUGAUGUUUCUGCCAGCAUUUGUCUUCACUGGACUGGAGCAGGAAGACUGUUGUGGUUGCUGUGGCAACCGCAGCUGUGGCAAGAGAUGUGCGAUGCUUUCCUCUGUAUUGGCUGCCCUCAUUGGAAUCGCAGGAUCUGGCUACUGUGUCAUUGUAGCAGCCCUGGGGUUAUCAGAAGGACCAAUGUGUCCUAAUUACCUUGGCCAAUGGAAGUACACCUUUGCCAACACUGAGGGACAGUACCUUCUGGAUAGUUCCACGUGGUCCCAGUGCACUGAACCCAAGCACAUUGUGGUAUGGCAUGUUACUCUGUUUUCUAUCCUCUUGGCUCUCGGUGCGAUUGAAUUCAUCCUGUGUCUCAUUCAAGUAAUAAAUGGAGUGCUUGGAGGCAUAUGUGGCUAUUGCUCUCACCAUCAGGUAAGAGCCCUGGUCAAUAUAACUGCUAAAAGAACUGCCUCAAAACAGUGCCACUACCUUCCCUUAUUUCAUUGUAAUUUAUAUAUUUUACUUGUAUGA